Molecule: messenger RNA, 647 nt
Organism: Rhizophagus irregularis DAOM 181602=DAOM 197198
Lineage: Eukaryota; Fungi; Glomeromycota; Glomeromycetes; Glomerales; Glomeraceae
Source: RefSeq, a predicted model, not a curated record
UUUUUUUUUCUUUUUCCUUUAACAAUGUACUUUCGUUAUAUUAUUAUUCUCCUUCUUAUUCAAUUUCUAUUUCAAACAAUCUUGUCUCACAGAGAAUAUCAUCACAAUAUUAAAUUACGAACACUUCAUAAACACAAUAAAGAAAUCAUCAACAAUAAUGAAAAUAAUCAUCUUCAAAAUGAUUCUGAAUUAAAUUCAUCAACAAAUAUUUGUGGCAAAUUAUGUUUCGCAUGUUUUACUUUGAUGAUAUUAUUUUAUUUAUUUAUGGCCGGUUAUAUUUUUAAAUAUUUUUGGAAAAAGAGAUUUACUACAAGAAAAAGUAGAGAAAUACGUUUUGGUUUAAAUAAUGAACUGAGAAUGUAUCCUCAGUUUUAUAAUAAUAAUAAUAAUAAUAAUAAUAGAGAAAAGAAAGGACAUAAUGAAGGAUAUAACUAUGAAGGUGAUUGGAUGGGUAAAAAGAAUGAACCAACUAUUUGCGUUAAUUUGAAUAAGGAGGAAAAUGGGAUGGUUUAAAUAAUUGUGCGCGUGAAAAUUUUAUUCAAUAAAAAUUUUUUACUGGUGAUAAACCGAUUUACUUUGAAUUUUUAAUUGGGAUUGUCGUGACUUCAUAUGAUCAAACAGUUUAUACUUCUUAAGGUAAGAUGGCG